Parasteatoda tepidariorum (common house spider) is the source of this 644-nucleotide messenger RNA. RefSeq lists its product as uncharacterized. NCBI's taxonomy places the organism in Eukaryota, Metazoa, Arthropoda, Arachnida, Araneae, Theridiidae. The record is from RefSeq and is a predicted model, not a curated record.
CAUAUAAUAUACCUAUUUAUUCAAUAUCAAAAUGUGAUUUGCCCAUUUUUAUUCCAUCUUUAAUGACAUAUUUCAGGUAGCACCAAGCGAAGAAGUUGCACAAAGGGCUGUGGAACAGUGGCACGAUCUUAUUUUGGAAGAAAUCGAAAGAGAUAAAAAGUAUCUGACUGAAUUUGCUUAUGAAAAAGUCGGCUAUACAGAAGCUGUUCUCAAAUGUUUACAGGAAAGAGAUGCCAUUGUGAAGUUAGAUUUAGAAAUGAUUCCUAAGAUUGAAAAAGCAGAAAAAGAUCUACGUUUGAAAAAAGAAAAAAACGAUGAACAAAUGAAAGCAAUCAAAAGGGUCGAAGCAAACUUGAGGUAUGCUAGUGAAUAUUAUCGUGAUAUAAAGAAUUUGUGGGAAAAUUGCAAAUAUAAGUACCUCUCUGCUGUCCGAAGACAAGGCCUCAGAAUGUAUUGGGAUGGAGAUAGAUGGCUUCCAGCAUUUCCCUCUCCAAGUCAGCCGGAGCGAGUACAAAUCCUUACCCCACAAGAAUACGCUAUGAGACACAUACUGCGAACCAUCGAUGAUGAGCCUGUUUCUAUGGGAUAGAAUCAAGAGGAUUUUCCUUUAAAAAUCAAUAAAUAGAUAUUAUUUGUUUACUUGC